Patiria miniata (bat star) is the source of this 648-nucleotide messenger RNA. Its product is annotated as lactadherin-like. The coding region runs from base 1 to 648 and encodes 215 amino acids. The transcript is spliced from 5 exons. Lineage: Eukaryota; Metazoa; Echinodermata; Asteroidea; Valvatida; Asterinidae. The record is from RefSeq and is a predicted model, not a curated record.
AUGGACGGAGCAGCAGCUUUGGUUCUGGUGCUGUCAGCAAUGGCAGCCGGUACGGAGAAACCAAUCCAAGCUGGUGCGGGGAUACCUACCCCAGCCGCUACAGAGAAACCUACCACAACCGUUACGGGGAAACCUACCCCAACCGUUACGGAGAAACCUACCCCAGCUGAUACGGAGAAUCCUACCCCAGCUGUGUGUUCCAGUCCGCAACCCCUCGGUAUAGAGGACGGGAACAUCCAAGAUGAUCGCAUCACGGCGUCCAGUAGUCGCGACUGUUGCCGUGCCAGUUAUGGACGCCUCAACAAUAACGAGAAAUGGUCACCCAUGACUGACGAAGCUAAUCCCUGGAUCGAGGUGGACCUCAUCCAGAGUACAGUGGUGACUGGAGUCACCACACAAGGCGGCCUCGGCAGAUGGUAUGUGAAGCGGUACAAGGUGGCGUAUCAGCAGCAGCCCUCAUUCCAACGCAAACACGUGACAGAUGGAAACGGAGACAUCAAGGUGUUCAUCGGUAACACUAAUACCAACAACCCGGUCACUAACCUGUUUGAUGAGAGUGUGGUGGCGACGGUAGUGCGCAUUGAGCCUACUAAAUGGCAAUUUGGUGUUUCUCUGCGAUUGGAGCUGCUUGGGUGUCGCUGUGGUUAA